AUAGCUCCAAGAGAGAGAGAGAGAGAGAGAGAAAGAGAGAGAGGGAGAGAUUGGAGAAGAAGGAGAGUGGGUUUAGGGGUCUUCGCUAUUCGUUCUUCUCUUGAUUCAAUCGCGGGAUUCCAAUCCUUGUUUGCAUCCUUGAGAGCUUGAGGAUUCGAUCGGAGAGGUGUUGAACGGCCGGGGAUGGAGGCGGAGGCGGAAGCGGUGCCGGAAAUGAAGAAAGAGGUCCCGGAACAGGAGGAAAUCGUUUACAAGACAAAGGUCGUCGAGUUUUGUGGACGCUCUACUCCGAUCGUUCUUCAGAACGAUAACGGGCCUUGCCCUCUCCUCGCUAUCUGCAACGUUUUGCUGUUGCGGAAUAAUCUUAGUCUCAGUCUUGAUGCUUCGGAGGUUUCGCUGCAGAAGUUGCUUUCCCUUGUGGCGGAACGUUUGAUUGAUUCUAACAGCAAUGUUCAGGACAAGGAUGAGGAGUAUGUGAACAAUCAACAACAGAAUAUAUCUGAUGCUAUUGACCUGCUUCCUAGGCUUGCCACGGGCAUUGAUGUGAAUGUGCAUUUCAAGAAGAUUAAUGAUUUUGAGUUUACACCAGAAUGUGCGAUAUUUGAUCUCCUUGAUAUUGGUCUGUAUCAUGGGUGGAUAGUUGAUCCACAGGAUGCUGAUACUGCAGAGGCAAUUGGGUCUAAGUCUUACAAUACAAUUGUUGCCGAACUUGUUGCCUUUGAAACAGAAAAGCCAGAGGGAGAAAGAAGCCAGAAUAAGCAGGAUGAAGAUUUUGUAGAUUUUGCUGCUGCAACUACUGCAACUUUAGGGGUUCCCUCACCAUCCAUUUCCAGAGCAAGAUCUUUUGAUGACACUCUGGUCCCUGCCCCUUCUGAUGGCAGAGAAAGAAAAGGUGACCUUGAAGAAGCAGAGGAGUUGAUGAGAGUCUUGAAUUUGUCAAGGACUGAAUUGAGUGGUAACACUGAUUUACAUAGACCACCUGAUACUGCUCUGAAUUUUUUUUCAACCAAUUAUGCGGGAAAUCAACAUACUAAGUGUUCUGAAUAUGAGAUUGAGAAUGUUUUAUUAAUGGCACAAGAUGGAGAUGGACCAAAAGAUUCCUUGCUACCAGAAGUCAUUUUGACUCAAGAAUGCACAGCAUCUAUUGAUUGCAAAUCCAAUAGCUUAUCACCCAAUAUUAUUUCAACAGAUUCAGAUGCUAUCUCUUCCAUGGUUUCUGUUCAGAGCAGCAGGUGUGCGUUAAUCUCUGAAGGAUUUGGAGAUAAUUCGGAUCCGAACAAUUUGAGUGGGAAUGUUAGAACUGAUAUAUCCAUUCAUAAAGAAGCUCCACCUGCGGAUGAAUGCUUUGCUAACAAAGAUCAAACACCUGUAAAGAGUCGAUGUACCUCUCAGGAAUCCACUGAGGACAUCUCUAUACCUCAAACCCACUCUAACACUGUUGAUAAUCUGAUUGACUCUGGCAUGACAGUCCCUUCUAUUGCAUCUGCACCCAAUACAGAUUCCUGUGUUUCUAUUGGAAGAGAAGAGUCUGUUGAUGCUUCUGAGUGUGUCUCAAGCCUUGAAGACAGUGAACCUAUAUAUGAAGGAGAAGAAUGCAUCCUCGAUUCUCAACAUUCUACUUUUGAAGAUCGGGAGCCAGUCUAUGAAGGUGAGAUUAUUCUCGCUGAACAAUCUGGAAAAAUAGAUGUUACCAGCUCUCAACAUUCCUUAGGUGAAGGUGUAGGUAAACAAUGGCAAUUGAUAAAGACCUUUCUGGAAAACAGUGCAAGUCAAUUGACCAUUUAUGGCCUGUUCUGCCUGCAAGAAGGUCUCAAGGAACGGGAGCUAUGUGUAUUUUUCCGUAAUAAUCAUUUCAACACUAUGUUUAAGUUCAAUGGUGAACUGUAUAUAUUGGCUACUGAUCAAGGCUACCUAAAUCAACCUGAUUUAGUUUGGGAAAAACUAAAUGAGGUGAAUGGAGAUACUGUGUUUGUGACUGGAUCCUUCAAGAAGUUUAAUGCUGAAAAUCAAGCCAGAGAUCCAUGGAAUGAGCAGAAUGCAAGGAGUAGUACUGCUGACUAUAUUGCCUCUUUGGAAGCUUCAGAUCCAGCUGGUUCUACUUUAAACUCUGAUCUGCAACUGGCAAUUGCACUUCAACAGCAAGAAUUUGAACAACAGCCUCCACGCCAACAGCAACAGCAGCAGCAGCAGCAAAACCAGCAACAAUCUGUCAGUUCUCGCCCUAGACUUGUUACUGGGCCUCAGGUGCCAAGGAGCUCUAAUUCUUCACAAAGGAGUGAAUCCAAACCAAAAGAUAAAUGCAUUCUCAUGUGAACAGAUAUUGACAUUGUAAAUGAUUGUGCAUGCUUUGUUUUGUUUUAUUUUGGUUUUUUUUUCUAAGGAUCAGUUUUGUUGUAAAUAUUUUUCUUUUUACAGAUGUUCAUGAUAAUAAUUUUCUAGCACAUUCCA
Molecule: messenger RNA, 2448 nt
Organism: Dioscorea cayenensis subsp. rotundata (Guinea yam)
Lineage: Eukaryota; Viridiplantae; Streptophyta; Magnoliopsida; Dioscoreales; Dioscoreaceae
Product: ubiquitin carboxyl-terminal hydrolase MINDY-1
Exons: 12
Coding region: 184-2313 (709 amino acids)
Biological process (GO): protein K48-linked deubiquitination
Cellular component (GO): cell periphery; cytosol
Molecular function (GO): K48-linked deubiquitinase activity; cysteine-type deubiquitinase activity; cysteine-type carboxypeptidase activity
Source: RefSeq, a predicted model, not a curated record